UGGUCUUCUUCCUAGGGAUUCCGCUCCCAACUCUAAACCCAGAAACCCUCACUCUCUCUCUCUCUCUUUCUCUCUCUCUCUUCAUUCUCUCUCUCACACACAGUUCACACAGUGAAAAUGCGUAAGCUCACCAUUCCCUUCUCUGCAUUGCAGCUGCAGAAACUCCUCUUCUUCCGCUGCGCGUCCACGCAAUCCAAUUCACUCACCCACCGCCUCUCCAUCGCUGGAUCACCGCCGCCUCCGCGGCCGUCGCCGCCGCUCGAAUCUCUUUCCCCGUACGCCGCCGCGUUCUCUAGCACACGAUUUCAAUACUUUCCUAUUAGGCAUUUCUCUUCGCAGACGGAGAACGCCGCCGCGAGCACCGUUGAUGAAAACCUAGUAGGAGAAUUGUUGACGGAAGAAGAGAAGUCCACCGCGGAACUCUUAUCGACCGAGCUUCAAAAGAAUCCAGAGGUGGAGCCUCUGCCUUUGCCUAAAAGACUCGAUCUUUCCUUCUCUCACGUCACCGUAAGCCCUAAACUUCUUCACGCCACGCUUAAUGCCUCCCCUGAUGCGGGCCGUAUGGCCCUUGAUUUCCUCAAAUGGGCCAAAUCCAGGCCCGAUUUUCAGCCCAGCGAUGAGCUCUACUCCCAUUUCGUGGAUUAUUUUGGGAGAAGGAAAGAUUUUAAAGCUACACAUGAAGUUCUAGUAGAUGGCCAUGGAGUUGCUGGGGUAAAGAGUUUUGAGGCCCUUGUUGAUCGGUUGGUUAGGGCAGGUAGGCCAACUCAGACUGUGGCGUUGUUCGAGAGAAUGGUGAAAGAUUAUGGAUUCAUGAGGAAUAAGGAUUCUUUGAAAUUGAUUGUUUCGAGUCUUUGUGAGCGUGGAUAUGCAAGUUACGCCGAGAAAAUGGUCAAGAGUUUGGCUAACGAGUUCUUUCCGGACGAGCACAUAUGUGACUCGUUGAUUAGUGGGUGGUGCAACGAUGGGAAGCUAGACGAAGCGAAGAGAUUAGUGGAAGAAAUGUACAGGGGAGGCUUUGACAUAGGUACAUUUGCAUACAACUCCAUUUUAGACUGUGUUUGUAGGCUAUGUAGGGAGAAAGAUCCCUUCAGAAUUCAAACCGAGGCUGAAAACGUGUUGGUUGAGAUGGAGAGGCACGGUGUUCCGCGCAACGUGGAGACGUUUAAUGUACUGAUCACUAACUUGUGCAAGAUUAGGAAAACGGAGGAUGCGAUGAACCUUUUCUCUAGAAUGGGUGAAUGGGGUUGUUACCCAGACGAAACUACGUUUUAUGUUCUGAUCAAGAGUUUAUAUCAGGCUGCACGUGUGGGGGAAGGUGACGAGAUGAUUGAUAAAAUGAAAUCUGCAGGGUAUGGCGAUGCGUUAGAUACGAAGGCUUAUUACGAAUUCUUGAAGAUUUUGUGCGGGAUUGAGAGGGUUGAUCAUGCUAUGAGUGUUUUUGCGAAGAUGAAGGAGGAUGGAUGUGAACCGGGUGUUAAGACGUACGACUUGUUGAUGGGGAAGUUGUGUACCUACGGGCGUUUGGAUAAGGCGAAUGCGCUUUACAAGGAGGCUGAGAGCAAUGGAUUAGCUGUUGAGCGCAAGGCGUAUAAGGUGGAUCCUAGAUUUGCGAAGAAGAAGCAAACUGUUGUGAAGAAGGAGAAGAAGAGGGAGACUCUGCCCGAGAAGAUGGCGAGGAAGAGAAGAAGUCUUAAAAAAUUCCGGUUGAGUUUUGUGAAGAAGCCAAAGCGGAGUGUGCGCCGUGCUUUUUAAGGUGUUUUGAUCGUUGUGUAAGGGUCAAAUUUUGAGGAGAGGAUGAUCUUGAUUUCUUUCAUGCACGUCUUAUCUUUCUGCAGCAAUAUCUGGUUUUCAUUUCAGCGAUAAUCGGGGAAGAUGCAGUAUUUCGAAUUCCAGUAGUUUAGUUUAUGGUGCUUAUGUAGCUCUAAUCCUCCAAUGUACUGGUAAUUAUGGCUUAUUGCAGCUAAUUCGACAUGUUUUUCCCGUUAAACCUUGCCGUCUUUUUUUUUUUUUUUUUUUUCGGUUCCAUGUAGUAAGCUUUUAUUUGCAGAAAUAAAGUGUUCACCAUGGGAAUGUAUUGUUCUCAAUUAUCU
Molecule: messenger RNA, 2090 nt
Organism: Erythranthe guttata (spotted monkey flower)
Lineage: Eukaryota; Viridiplantae; Streptophyta; Magnoliopsida; Lamiales; Phrymaceae
Gene: PNM1
Product: Pentatricopeptide repeat (PPR) superfamily protein
Molecular function (GO): protein binding
Source: RefSeq, a predicted model, not a curated record